UCUACACAUCCGCCCAGUUUUCCGAUGUUUCAUCCCCCCUUUACCUCCCCUCCUCCUCCUCCUCCUCCUCCGAGUUGAAAAUGGAGUUCGAUAAAAGCAGAUGUCCACCAACUUUUCCUGGAAAUUUCAUGUCUGUAUUUGAUUGAUUGUUCCCUGUGUAUGCACACUGAAAACAGACAAUUUUUGUUGUUGUUGUUUGCUUGCUUCGGAUGCCUUUACUGCAGAAUACUCGGACACGUUGACGGAGCCGCCGCUGCACAGCGCUUUUUCAAGUGUCGUCCUGGAGCUGAAGUUGGGCGAACGGAUGCUCGACGUAAAUAACCUGCCAAACGUUAAAAAGUCUACGGCGAUUUCUGCGUUUUCUCUCUUUUUUUUUUUUUGAAGGAUCUAUAAACACUCUUGCAAAGCGAGGAUCUGCUGUGCGUUUGUUGAAGGAGGAUGGUGCCGCUGGCUCAUUUGUUGUGGUCGGAUUUUACUUCCAGGGAGGAUAAAAUGAAUCAACGGCUGUCAUUCCUCCUCGCUGCUGUACACUAGUCCCAGCCAGCAGAGCUAAGCUAGCUUUCCCUCGGUGUUCUCGGGGACGCUCGGUUAGGCAUGCCCCCUCUUUCUACAACGUUCAUCCGACGUCCUUAAUAAGGUUUAUUCGUUUUUAUGAAGGAAAAUGGUGAUUUUUGUGGUAUUUUAUCCCGCCGUCACUGCGUCGUCGAUGCUAUUGCUAGGAUUUGGAUCCUCGUGAGGAAAAAAUGAGUGAAGAUUCAACAAAUACAAACAACGAUGACAGUUAUGCGCGUGUGAGAGCAGUGGUCAUGACUCGGGAUGACUCCAGCGGUGGGUGGCUUCCCUUGGGGGGUGGAGGACUUAGCUGUGUCACCGUCUACAAGGUCAGCCGGGCAGAGGACAACAACAGCACCCACAGCGGAGGCAGCGGAGGCAGCGGAGGAAGCGGCAGUAACCUCAGCCCCUGUAGUUCCACUCCCAGUCCGAGUCCCAGUCCCACCGCUGUGGAGUUUCACAUCAGGGGCGAAAGACUUAAAGACAAACUGGUGGUGCUGGAAUGUGUUCUGCAGAGAGACCUGGUAUACAAUAAGGUCAACCCCAUCUUCCACCACUGGAGAAUCAAUGACAAGAAGUUUGGACUGACGUUCCAGAGCCCUGCUGAUGCUCGCGCCUUUGACAGGGGAGUGCGCCGGGCCAUUGAGGACAUUAACAAAGUGUCUAGUCCUUUUGGUGAAGGGGACAUUCCUGAGGAUGGACUACCGGUGUGCGAUGAUCUUCCCUCACUCUGUACGCCAAUCAAAGAGCCCUUCUCUCCUCUCAGCAAUGUUGUGUCCGCCGAGCCAUUCAGGGGCUGCUACGUGCCCCCCCAGCCAUUCGAUGACAACCGCCGGUACCUGCCUCCCCAGUCGACUCGCCGAGUCAGCUUCCGCGUGGACGAAGAGGAGAUCGUCCGCAUCAACCCGCGGAAGGACGUUCUCAUCCGAGGCUACGAGGACUACCGCCACCCGGUCAUGAGCAGACACGAGGCCGACCGAGAGGACAUGGACUUCCCCGCCUCGUUUCACAAACUGGACAGUAAGAAGUGCGAGUAUUUCUUUGACGGCCCCGGCAGCGACUGCCUCUCCGGACCCGGCAUGGGCAUCGGUUCGGGCCUCGGGCUGGGCCUGGGCAAGGACCCCGCCAUCAAGACUCAGCCCUCGCCUCUCGCCAAGCCGAAGGGCCGGCGGCGGCGGGAGGACGGCGAGCGCUCGCGCUGCAUUUACUGUCGAGAGAUGUUCAACCACGAGGACAACUGGCGGGGGCAGUGCCAGGACGCGCCCGACCCGAUCAAGCAGUGCAUCUACAAAGUCAGCUGCAUGCUGUGCGCCGAGAGCAUGCUGUACCACUGCAUGUCCGACUCGGAGGGAGACUUUUCGGACCCGUGCUCGUGCGACACGUCCGACGAGCAGUUCUGCCUGCGCUGGCUGGCGCUGCUGGCGCUGUCCUUCAUCGCGCCCUGUAUGUGCUGCUACCUGCCUCUGCGCGCCUGCCACCACUGCGGCGAGGCCUGCCACUGCUGCGGGGGCAAGCACAAGGCCGCGGGGUGAGCCGGACCCUCACGCCCCACCUCCACUCACAGCGGACUCUGGGACACCCUCAAAGCUAGCUUAAAAAAGGCAGUGGAUACAAGCGUAAAUUUACUAGCCGGCAUCCUUUUUUCAUUCCUCUCUCAGAAGGGGUGAUGCGUCGUUGAUCCCCAGCUCUGAGGGCUUUCGGAGAUUUCAGUUUGCGUUUGUCGCCGACGAGCAGCGGUGGAGGACAAACCACGAUGCUUUGUGGGAGCUCUGAGCAACACGUUAGGUACAGGAGCCUAAGGCUGAGACGGAGGAGACGUCACGAUCAACAGACUACCAGAUCUUAAUACACAGACACACACACACACACACACACAGGUCUUUGACAUUCACCCUCAUAAAUUGACAGUCGGGCCACAACAUGCAACUCCAUGAAGGAAAAACGAAUUUUGUACAGACGGCAACAACUUCAACCGUUUCACGUCAAGGACAAGAAAACUAACUACUUGCUGUUUGAGUGUUCUAAAAGGGAUGUGUUCUUGCUUUUUGUGGAUUUGCAGUUUGGGAAACAGUGGCCUUUCCUUCAUGGUUCAAGGAUUUGCAGUCGAUGUAAUUACUAGCCAGCAAAAAGGUGCACUAAAUGGUAUUUAUCCCCUCAAAGUAAAGGUAACCUUCAGAGGUUCUUGUGACGUGUCAUUCCCCAUCUUUUUGGCGUAACACUUUAAAGUUUUGCAGCCACAAAUCAAACAGUCAAAGCUUCAUUCUGUUGGUACGGAUUUCCUGACCCGAGGUUUAUUUAUUGAAUUUGAUUGCAUUCCAGAUUUAAGCUAUUUUUUGUUUUCCCACAAUGAGAAGCGGUAAAAUGGUCCCUAAAACAGCUUUUCCAGUCUCCACCUCAGACGAGGCACACAGAACCCUCCUGACCCAUCUCAUCCCAUUAGAAUCUACUCCACAGACACGUUGGAGCCCUCGUAUGUACAACUGUAGAGAAUUUAUGAUUUGUAUUGUUUCACUUCUUUUUCUUCUUGCUCACAUUUGUAAUUAGUUUUAAAUUAAAGGUUGAAAUGUUGCUCAACCAGCAAGUUUUUACGUUGGUGAACAAAGGAGCAGGAGCUCCUUGGUUUAAAUUACAAGGCACUUAAAUUUAGGUUAUUCUCCGAUUGAGAAACUAUUAGAUAUUGGAUCAAGUUUACAGGCUAAUUUAACACUCAGAUUGGACUGUGGAGAGAGGGGGGAACCCCUCGUCAAAGCACUGCUCUCCAAGCUUUGGUUGCAGCACCGGCUCCAAAUUUCUGUUUGUCCUUUGAAUCCGUUUUUGUGUUCUGUCCUUUCCCGUAGCGUGUCAGAAGUUCUCCAUUCAUGUGUCAUCUCUGAACAGGCCCUGAAUGAAUGCAUUACUUUGGGAACGCAGAGGUAUUUUUGCAAGUGCACGUGCAUAUGUCUUCAUAUGUACAGUUGGGUCUUAAUUGCCCCACUGACGGCUGGAUUAGGGUUCGAUUCAGAGCUUAAGGCAGGUUUUGUCUGCUGGAUUAAAAGGCGGAUGAAGGAAGGAAGGGAAGCUGGAUAGACGGCGGCUUCCUGGUUCUGUCCAGCACUUAAAAAAAUAUUUGUAGCGAUUGUGUGUUUUCUUUUUAUUUACGUUAAAUUGCCAGGAAAAGACUCAAUGAGGUGUUUCUGCUUUAUUUAAACGCUUCCCCAUGUCACACCUUGCCAGACUACCUUUUCUGAUUUCUACACAUAGAUGAACACAAUAAUAAUAAUAUUAAAAACUGCCUCUGAGCACGUUCAGAAUGUUGUGUUGGGUGAAUUUGGAUGUAGCCGGACAGAACCAGAGUCGCUGGUUGCACUACCUUGGAUUAUUUCAUCUACACUUAAGAACUACAGUCAAUCCAGGCCCAACGGGGAAGUAAAUAAAUAUUAAAGUACUCAUUUUAGGUUCUCUUAGCAAGCUGCGUUUUAGCUUCAAUAUUUAAAGAUCGCCUAUUUUAACUAUUAAAGGAGUACCAGCUCAGUUUCGAUGUAUAUUUCUCCCUGACUGAUUUUUUUUUCCAUCAACGCCAACUUUCUUAAUCUUCAGUUUUUCAGAAUUCAAGUUUAAUCCAUCCCCACCCAGUGAACGAGGCAGAUAUCUUUUCACCUCCUGACCCUGACGGCCCCAACGGCUCGCUCCAGUCUGGAUGGACUUGAGUUCAGUCCGCUCUCCCCCCCGCUUCCACGCCGACCGAUGCUCCCUUUACUUUCUAUGCAAACUCUUAACAAACUCAAAAAACGCUGUCGUCUCUGCAGACUUGAGUCAGUAACGGGACGGGGACGCUACCGGUAGGUCAGCCGCCCCGACCCCUGGUACCAAACUAAGCGCCUGUAAAUACCUAACACUAUAUUUAAGUACUGACAAUAAUCCCAGCUUCUUUUCUUUUGGAGUCUAUAAAGAUAGAACUGUAUUUAUCGUCGCUGUCAGCCCAUACCGUAGCUUCUAAUGACAGCAGUUUGUACAUAGAUCACCUUUUAGUAUUAUUUCACAUUGAAAAGUAGAGGGUUUUGUGAUGGAUAUGACUAUUGAGUUUCUAAUAGAGUUUCUCUCUAGUUUUGUACGGUAGAAGGAAGGCUAGUACAGUAGCGGGUGUCCACUUGUUUCUAAAGUUUGCUAUAUAAAUAAAUAUAUAUAUAUAUAUAAAUACACAUAUAAAGCUGCUAGAUACAAUCACUAAUUUUAUUGUGUUGACAGAGAAAUCAGCUAUGAACGACUGUUAAGCCUAAGUCUCCAACAGCAUAUAACAGCCGUCAUUUUUAAACGUUUGAUUGCUCUGUGUGCGCGAGUGUUGCCUGUAUAUGUGCGUUCUUGUGUGUGGGUGUGCGUGGGUGCGUGUGCAGAGGGAGUUGGUGUGUUAACCAAACGUUUGGUUGCUUGUCAUUAUUCUCCCAUCGUAAUCGGGUUGACCGAGGUUUGAUGCACCUGAUUAAAACUUGCUGGCUGAGAAGCAAAAGAAAACGGACGUGCAUUUAUACAGAAAAAAAAAAAAAAGUGUAGAGAAUGCUGAAAUAACCCUUCUCGUUCUGCAUUAACCAGCGCAGUGCAACUUCCUGUCUUGUACUGUAAUAUAUAUGCAACAUGUGUCUGUCCGCUUUAAUAUAUAUUUAUAUAUAUAUAUUAAUUUUUUUUUUUGACCUGCAUUAUCUAAGACUUCAGUUUUAACCACUUUGCUGCUAGUCUUUUAUCCUCUUUCGAUCUUGGAAAUUGUGCAUAUCUUUGGGAAUGCAUACAGGUGUACAUUCUUGACAUUGUGUAGAUUUAAAAAAAACAAAACAAAAAAAAACAAAGAAGCUAUAUAAACCUGUUUUCUCUUCAGUGUAUUGUUUAAAGAAAAGAUUAUUUUACACAGCAGUGGAGUGGUUCUGUUUCAAUUCUCCAAUGCUUUGGUGCACUGAUAAUGUGUGAGCUUUUUAUCCCUCCCCUUUUCAUCUUACAGCGCUUGAUGUAACAUUUGUGAUUAGUUCUAAGUAGUGGAAGACAUUUGUGUUUUUUAAGAACUUGCAGUAUAAGUGGUACUACUCUUAACUAUUCUGUAAACACUGCCUGUUUUUUCUUUGGUUCUUUCUCAGUGCAUAUUUUCCGAGCAUUUGCGUUUCCUUUGAGUUUCCUAGUGCCAUUGACUUUCGCAUCCUGACAACCUCAAAAAAAAAAA
Messenger RNA from Xiphophorus couchianus (Monterrey platyfish), 5734 nucleotides. It is a transcript of the gene spred1, whose product is annotated as sprouty related EVH1 domain containing 1. Gene Ontology annotation, cellular component: membrane. Lineage: Eukaryota; Metazoa; Chordata; Actinopteri; Cyprinodontiformes; Poeciliidae. Gene Ontology annotation, biological process: multicellular organism development; negative regulation of MAPK cascade. The record is from RefSeq and is a predicted model, not a curated record. The transcript is spliced from 6 exons. The coding region runs from base 744 to 2084 and encodes 446 amino acids. Gene Ontology annotation, molecular function: protein kinase binding.